GUCAGUAGGUCAGGACAAACAGUUUUGUGUACAGAGAUAUCCCAUUUCUCACUCUGGGGCCUGUGCUUAAGUAAAGACACAAACAACAAAAUCUCACUUGAAUUUCACCGGUAUCUAAAACAACUUUCAACGCACAGAGUUCAGCAAUUUAUAGAGCCGUAGAACCAGUUGAAAUUAAUGCAAAAUUACCAACAACAACAAAAAUAUUAAAACUACAAAUAGAAUUCCAAAGCAAAUAAACAAAUUGUUUAACUGUAAAACGGAAAAAACUCGAAACGGUAUAAGCUGCCAUAGAAACAAAAGCACAAUUGAUGCGACUCAUGAUGAAUGAAUGGAGGGAGCCAGGAGGGUGGGGGCUGCCACUCUGAAGAUGCCGCAAGGUGCAAGCCCAUUUAAGGUGACAAGUUAAUUAAAAAUAUUUUAUAAAACUUCAACAAACGGAGUGAAAAGUGAGAGUCCAACGGGCCGACGACAACUCGCGAGAGAAAUUAUAACAGAGAUCGAGACCCAAAACGAGGGGCGCUCAACUUAAAAGAUAUCCCAAAACAAAAAACAAAAACAAAACAAUACUGGUUUUGAGAGCGCGCGCUUAAGAAAAAAAGAAGAAAAAAAACGGCUAAAACCAAUUCAGACGUACAUAAAACUGUCAAUCCAAAGAGGCAGCCCCCCUGGAUACCCGCGGGGGUCUGUCGUUGACUUUGACUGUGGCUUUGGUCCGCUGCUGGCACUUAGCAUGCGCAUGCGCUACCGUUUUCUUGGCCAGUUGUAUUUUAGCCAUUAGCACGUACGGAGCUGGAGCUGUAGCCGCCUCAAGUGUGAACCAGAGCCGAGUUAGACGCAACUGAAGCAUGUGCGAGAGUUUUCAGCUAUAUAGAAACUAAAAGUGAAUUAAACUGGGCUACACGCACCGAGAGACUCUUUGGGGCUUGGCUUGGUGAAUUUUGUAUUGUGAAAGCGAAAGUUGCGUGCAAAAAGUGGAGUUUUAUGUACUAUAUUUGCCUAAAAACUGAACAAACAACUCGAAAUACAAACAAAGCGUGCAUAAUCAAGACAAAAAACAACAACAACAAUAACAACAGCCGAAACAACCUUCAAGAGUUCCUCAACGAAAAGCUUGAAUAUGCCAGCGGCCAGUUCUCAUUCGCGCCUGUUCUUCUACCUGUUGUGCGUCGCUUCUCUCUUGGCCGUCUCGAAAUCGGAUACCGGUAGUACAAAGAACUCCUAUUUUAUGUCGUAUUUCUAUUAUCUGGUUGUUAACUUUAUCAAUCCAUUUGCAAUGCCCAUUUUUUAUCGCUUUGUUCAUGUCUGGCUCACAUAAAACUUACUGCCGCUGCAGCCACCUGCUGAGGACUUGGCCUACGAUGCCGCCCUGCAGUUGGGCAUUCUGACGCAUCGGCUUAAUCAGCUGGCCCACGAGGAGGAGUCGAGACAAUUGGGUCUCACAAACUUAACACUCAACACUCUGGUUAGCCGUAUACCCUGUAAUUGCGACACGGGUCUAUGCAAAUGUUGUGCAGGCUUUCUCGCCGUGGUUGGCAUGAACAGCUGCACAGAGGUCGCCUAUCGGCCCGAUGAGUUCUCUUUUGAGCUGCGCAUGCGCGUCAACAAUAACAUUUGGUUCCGCCGCAAGGUAUCCGGCCAGAAUCCGCCACCCUUCUGCUUCAGGCCGCCGCGCUUCAAUUUUGCCCGCGCCUGCAUUCAGUUCCAUGAUAUAUGGUUUGUCGGACGUAAUAUGCAUGUAUGCAUGUACAUGUCCGGCGAGUUCCAGGGCUUUGAGCUUUUCGAACGCAACUUUGACUGCCUGUUGUUUGGUGACCAUGGCGUUAAGAUCGUUCCCCCCGAGCAGGGUUACCCGGUGAGGCCGAAUGAUGUGGACAUAGAUGAUGCAGACGACGAGAUCGAGGACUAUGACGAGAAUGUUGUGCGCGGCUUUGCCGAAAAGUUAUUUGGUUGAUCUGCCAUGAGAGCAAACAAUCUCUAUUCCCUGCUAGCUUAUCGCCAUUCUAUAACAUACUAUCUACUACCUAUCCGCAACGCCUUUCAAUUUGUCUUCUUCUAUUUAUUAUCACACAAUCCUUCCUGCUCCUUAUUCCCCAAUCCCUACCCUAAACCUACAUCUAACAUCCUGUAUGCCAUUCCCUAUUUAUAUUUACCGUUUCCCAUAUCCUUUUCUCCACCUUAAUAUUUAUUAUCCCAAACUCCACCUUAUCCUCAUCCUUCAUAGCUACCCCUAUCCUACCCCCUACACCCUGCUAUUUAUUAUCAUAAAGCCCGCAUUGUUAAUUUAUUAAAGCAUCUGAAACGCUUUGUGGCUUGUCCUUUUAUCCUGCGGCACUUGGGCGCCUAAUCACUCGAAAGCAAAGCCCCCAAACCAAGUGGCCACCUGAUGCGCCUCUGCCAAGUGUGAAAACUGCAAAAGGUGCGACGUGUGAUGUUCAAAGGCGAACGAGUCUUCCGCUCGCCUCC
Molecule: messenger RNA, 2466 nt
Organism: Drosophila montana
Lineage: Eukaryota; Metazoa; Arthropoda; Insecta; Diptera; Drosophilidae
Exons: 4
Source: RefSeq, a predicted model, not a curated record